This is a messenger RNA of Eurytemora carolleeae, 903 nucleotides long. Its product is annotated as fatty acid-binding protein homolog 9. Lineage: Eukaryota; Metazoa; Arthropoda; Copepoda; Calanoida; Temoridae. Gene Ontology annotation, biological process: fatty acid transport. The record is from RefSeq and is a predicted model, not a curated record. Gene Ontology annotation, molecular function: fatty acid binding. Gene Ontology annotation, cellular component: cytosol; nucleus.
UGACAGCGUUUACCGAUACAACUACACGGUUUCAGCUUGAAGUACCGUACACGGAAAAUAUAGCAGAUUCAAAUAUUCCGACCAUGGCUAAAUUAGAUGGAGACAAACUUUUAAGGUUUCGAAGCCCCUCGACUGAUUCAGGAAUAGAAAAAGAGAUUAACGAGGUUCGUGAAUACCCUGAAAAUGGAAACAAAAUGGUGUUGACCUUAACUAUUCCAGAUAAACCAGAAGUCUGGACUAAACGAAUUUUUAAACGAAUUGAAAACUAAUUUUAUUCAACUUUAAGGAUUUUUUGUGAUUAUUUUCGUGGAUUUACUGAAAUUUUCCGAUAUUUUCAAAUCAGAAAGUUUUAGAUAGAGAUAAGUUAAAAUAUGUAUCUUGAUACUAACAGAUAUACGAUACCCACUAAGAAUGAGACGUUCAAACAAACGCCAGGCAAUAUAAUUCUGCUGAUAGUAAUUUGAGUAAAAUUCCCAGUUUAAAGCAUCCCAUUAAAGAAAGAAAACAAAUUUCAUCAAAUUUUGUAUUGACGUCUCUGAAUACUUGUUCUUUGAGGGUAAACUCUGUAUUAGGUCAAUUACAUAACUUAACAAGGUUGAGUUAAAAGGAUUGUCUUUUGUGAUUUCCAAUGAAACUCCAUUUAAAGAGGGAAGUGCCAGAUUCUCAAGAAUACCUUUAAAUAAAGCAGUUAAAAAAGAUUCUACUUUGUUUUACAGUGCAGCAGAAAAUUCUUGAGCAUAUAUAGCUUUUAAUUGGUACUGUUGUGAAUCUGAAACUCUAUAUGAGGAGGAUCUAUUGAAAUUACGUAUACAGGCGGAACUGAUUACCGUACCAAAAGUAUUAUUUUUUUAAAUUUUUGAUUAAAUGUUAAUCUUGUUUUAUGAAAUAUAUUUAUGGCUCUGA